Arabidopsis lyrata subsp. lyrata is the source of this 1698-nucleotide messenger RNA. RefSeq names its product SUMO-activating enzyme subunit 1B-1. Gene Ontology annotation, biological process: protein sumoylation. The record is from RefSeq and is a predicted model, not a curated record. NCBI's taxonomy places the organism in Eukaryota, Viridiplantae, Streptophyta, Magnoliopsida, Brassicales, Brassicaceae. Bases 576 to 1538 code for a protein of 320 amino acids. Gene Ontology annotation, molecular function: SUMO activating enzyme activity. The transcript is spliced from 10 exons. Gene Ontology annotation, cellular component: cytoplasm; SUMO activating enzyme complex.
UGAACCUAUAUUCGUAGUGAAUAUCGCUUUUUUUUAUGGUUUUUUUAUCCAUAUUUUUCAUCAUUUUGUAUUAGUCGUCUUAAGUUUCUUUGUAACAAUGUCUGCAUAGAUUGUUUAGAUAGAACAUGAACUGACUUAUCUUUUGUUUCCCAUAUAAGCGUAUCGGGUUCGCAUUGGUUCAUCCUAAAAGAUAUAAAUACCUGUUAUACUAAUGAAAUGGAGUUUGGCUGUCAAAAAAAAACAGGUGAAUCGAUCACUCGAAGCGAACCAAGUUAAGCUCAUACGGAUAUUCGACGAAAGAUUAACCCAUUCGACCAUCUUCUUGAGAAAAAGAUUAACCUUUUACAGAUUGUAUACACUCUUGAUUAGAUUAAUUUCUUGAAUUAUACUACUAAGUUGGCGAGAAAGAAGAAGGAAAUCGAUUAAUAAUUAUAUUUAGAUCUUUAGAAAACAGACCGGACCAAACCAAACCAAACCAUGUGUGGCAAUUUUCCGGUUGACAAAAACCUGAAACCCAGUUGUCGAUUCGCGGGUUUGAUCUGAUCCAUCUCGCUGGCUAGGGUUUUACUAAGAGAAUGGACGGAGAAGAGCUCACCGAGCAAGAAACUGCUCUAUACGACCGCCAAAUUAGGGUUUGGGGCGCUGGUGCUCAAAGAAGAUUGAGUAAAUCUCAUGUUUUGGUAUCUGGAAUCAAGGGGACUGUUGCUGAGUUUUGCAAGAACAUUGUGUUGGCAGGAGUUGGUAGUGUGACUCUGUUGGAUGAUAGGUUGGUUACAACGGAAGCAUUCAACGCAAACUUCUUGAUUCUUCCUGAUGAAAAUGCUUAUGUAGGCAAAACCGUAGCUGAGAUUUGUUGUGAUUCACUUAAGGAAUUUAACCCUAUGGUCCAUGUUUCAAUAGAAAAAGGUGAUUUGUCAACAUUUGGCGUUGAUUUUUUUGAGAAGUUUGAUGUUGUGGUUAUCGGCUACAGUUCUCGUGCUACUAAGAAAGCAGUUAAUGAAAAAUGUAGGAACCUAGCAAAACGUGUGGCGUUCUAUACAGUUGAUUGUAGAGGCUCAUGUGGCGAAAUAUUUAUCGACCUGAAGAAUUAUAAGUACACAAAGAAAAAGCUUGAUGAAACAGUGGAAUGUGAACUAAUGUUUCCGAGUUUUGAGGAGGCAGUUUCAGCACCAUGGAAACCGAUUCCAAGGAGAACAGCAAAGCUCUACUUUGCAAUGAGAGUGAUAGAACUAUUUGAGGAAACUGAAGGGCGUAAACCUGGGGAAUGUUCGCUGUCUGAUCUCCCAAGAGUUUUGAAACUCAAAAAGGAACUCUGUGAGGGAAAUUCGGUUAGCGAGAAACAUAUUCCAGAUAGCCUCUUGGAGAGACUAGUAUCUGGUAACACAGAAUUCCCACCGGCUUGUGCCAUCAUUGGAGGGAUUCUAGGACAGGAGGUGAUAAAAGUUAUAUCGGGCAAAGGAGAGCCGUUGAAAAACUUCUUCUACUUUGAUGCAGAGGAUGGGAAAGGUGUAAUCGAGGACCUAUCUAACAAGCUUUAACUUCCAAACCUUAAAGGUGCUGUGAAAUGCUGCUCUUAGUAAUUACUUCUUUGUUGAAUAUUGUAUUGGAAAUUAGACUUUAGAGUGCUUAGAACUUGGCUCCUUGUAUUUUGUAUCUAUUAACUUGGUUCGGUCCAAAAGACAAUCUGAAAUCCACUUU